GAUACUUGUCCACGUCUUAAAAAGAGAGUAGAAAAUAUAGAAACUUGUCAAUCAUCUCUCUUGCUACACUUGAUUCUUCGAGUCUCUUGUAUGCCUCUUACUGCAAAAUCUUUCAAAGUCCAAAUUUUGAUCAUCCCCAAACAUGAAGACCAUUCUACAUUUAGGUCUUAACCCAAAUUCUAAGAUUUACACAACUUUUGGAUUCUCAUUUUUUCGUGAAAAAUUUCAAACGGGUAAAAUGCACAGAAGGUGUUCGACAAAAUUCCCCAAUGAUCAAAAUUGGGUUUUUUGUUUUUGUUUUUGUUACAAGCGUUGACACGUGGCUCUCACGUGAUAAGCUGUUAUAUUCGUUGAUGUUCCCGCUUCGACUCUGUUUCUUCUCGCAAACACAUAUCUCUCUAAAGCAGAGAGAGACCAAGAAAACGCAAGAACCUUGAGAAGUCGUAGCUAUGGAGCAGCCUUAUACUUUUCUGCAAGAUGUUGAGAGCGUAAAACUCCACGAAAAGGCAAAAGAACUCUUCGCUAAUGGAGAUCACAUCAAGGCCUUGGAGAUAAUUGAAGAUAUGAUUUUGGUCAAUAAGGAAGACAAGAACAUAUGGUUUCUUCAUGCGGAACAAGGUUAUAUGUUAAAGAAAUUAUCGGAUAAAACAGAUAACUUUGACGUAGAUUUCACAUUUUUGUUGGGUUCUGUUGGAUGUUUUUCGGAAGAUGUGAAGUUAUUAAGAUCUUGCGCACAUGGAUUCUACAGUUUGGCACACCAAAUUGAGUCAGUGAUGUAUUACAAGAAAUGUUUGAAGAAAGCAAAACAGGUUUUAUCUGUUUCUAACCCGAAUGAAGACUCGGGUUCUUCUGUUGCCCAAAUGAGUUUGCGAUGGAAAGCACAUAAGAGCAAAACGGAUAAAGACCUGGAGAGUUUAAUAAAAAAUGCAGAGUCCAAGAUUGCUCUUAUCAAGACUGGAGGACUGAAGGAUUUACUAGAAGAAGAAUGUGAGUCAGAAGAUUUGGAGUCAAAGAAUAGUCCAGAGCCGGCAAAGAACGAGUUUAAAAGCUUGAGGUCGUUUUGGUUAGGUUUGGAUGUUAAGGUCAAAAGGGAUUUUAUGAAAGUAAGCGUUGCAAAGCUUAUAAGUUUUGUCGAGGGAGUACAUGAAAGACCGGGACGAAAUGCUUUGGAGAAAAUUCUCGAUUCUGCCAGGGAAGACAGAAAAUGGACAUUCUGGAUGUGCCGAACUAAAUGUUCGAAGAAGUUCUCUAGUGCUGAAGAAUGUAAGAGUCAUCUUGAAAGCGAACAUGCUGCAGAUUUUAAACCUUUGAAAGAGGAGGAUAGAAUCAAGAGGAUAGGGAAAGACUGGGCUCGUAAGAUAUUGGUUGGAGGUUGGGAACCAGUGGAUACAGUAGCUGCCGUUGAAAUGAUCAAAAAUCGGCUCGCAGCUGUGAAAGCGUUUUCAUAUAAGAAUGGAUGGUCCAAAGAAUGGCCUUUAGCUGUGGAUGAAGAGCGCAGUAAGUUACUCAAGGAAAUCAAAUUCUUCCUUGGGAUGUUUUGUGACCUUAAAAUUCUCCCUUGCAGUGUUCGAGACUGUGUGAUGCAAUAUCCUUUAAGGCAUUUUGGAGAACUUGAAGUUUCCAAACAGAGUCUUGUCGAUUCUCACCUAGUGGAAACACCUCAGAGUAUAUGUUUUCUGGAUUGUCAUGAACUCAAUCAAAUCCUAAACUUUCUAAAACGCAUCAAGUCCGAAAGGGAUGAUGGUAUAGAUCUAGUUUCCAGAGCAGUGGACAGUAUCUUGUGUUCUACUCAAGUUAAAGAAAAGAUUGACUUUGACCCUCAGUUUUCAUUGCUGCUUCUGGACAGAAGACUGCUGAAAAGCAAUAAUCCUCCAUUUGAUGAUGAAGGAACAAUCAAUGUUUUUGAUCCCAAUGUUCACUACGCCAAGGCACCAGCUCAGGGAGAUGAUAUCAUAUCCUGGUUAACUGACUACAAUUCAGUAGAGAAGACUUUUCCCAGACCUAUCAGGGAAUAUAAUCUUGAUAUCUGGGUGGCUGUUCUGAGAGCUGUUCAGUUCACAUGUAGAACUCUGGAAACCAAAUAUGCAAAGAAAGUGCAGGUCUUCAAUUAUUAUGUAGCUCUUACUGACGUUGAAGACUUGUGUAUCAGUGAAGAUGAAAGGAGAAGGAAUCUUCAGGAAGAUCAGUGGAACAGCUAUGCAUCUCUUCUAUGCGAUAGAUGCGAAGAGAGAGUCCCCGGAAAUUCCCUCACUAACAAAUUAUUUGUGUGUGCAGUACGAGAUGUUCUCGAAGGCGCAUUGUAUCUGACAUUUGAUUUCCCCGAUUUUGAAGAAUGCCUGAAUCUUAUACGUGGGCGUAAAGGUCUCAGCGAUGAUAUAGUGUUGAAGUCCAUAGACUCUCUGAAAUCAGUGGCCACCUCCAAGGGUAUUUUAAUCGAUUCAAAGAUUUUGCUGGUUGAUAAUUCAAGGAUUAGUUUGCUGAAUGACCUCACCAGGCUUUCUGUUUUUGACAACCGCACUUAUAUCCUUGAACUGCUGAAAAAGUUCUUGCUGAAUGAAAUUAUGAAUAUGGAAUCCAAAGCCAAGUCAGAUGCAGCAGCUGCCUCUCUUUUACUCGAGGAGGAGAAGAAGUUACAGUCAACGAAGAGGAAAAAUAAAAGCAAAAAGAAAACGUCAACGAGCACCUCUAGUUCUCUUUCUAAGACCGGUGAACAUAAACCUUCUGACAUCCUUGAACCGGAAAGCACGUCUCCAUCACUAGGAAAGGUAGAAGAAGAUUCUAUGGAACCAGAUGCCACUCUUUCACGUGAAACGGGUCGAUUGGAAAUCUCAUCCAACACUGUCAAUCGAGAGGAAGUUAUGCCUAGGGAAGAAUCACAGUCGGAACAUUUAGAGUCAACUCUUGGAGAAGCUGCAACCAGAUAUAAUUCAGCUCUUGACAUGACACUGAAGGCCCUUUUGAACAUUCAAAUUCUUAAAGAAGAUUUGAUGCAACCAUUUCAAGACCACCCGGAAGAACAUGUUCCUCCUGCUCUACGAAAUUUCUUUACUGCUUUUGUGUCAGAUGUGAUAAAUAAUGAGGGAGUCUACAGUUGCCUCUUGCGUGACUUACUUUCUUCCCUAGAAGAAGUUAUUUCCAUGUCGAGUGGUGCUGCUGAGGUUCUUGUAGCCAUCCUUGAGUUUUGGCAUUGCUGGAAGAAUGCUAAAAGAGAAAGCUUGGUAACUCGUCUUUUUACGUUGGAGGAAAAUGAAAGAAUGAGUUGUAGAAAAUGCAGAAAGAAACCAAAUUAUCCAGAGCAAAGUUCUUAUGGCAUUGUUAUGGCUGCAGAUUCUAUCAGAGACUUGAAGUGUGCUCUUGGGAAUAUAGAGUUUGUGGAUAUCCUUAAGGUGAUUCAGAUGGAAUAUAAAAUGCUAUGUGACGUUAAAACAGGAGGCUGUGGAAUAACAAACUUCGUUCAUCACAUCAUAAGUAAAUGCCCACCUAUCUUCAUAAUCGUGUUAGAAUGGGAGAAGAGUGAUACAGAAAAAGAAAUAUUUGACACAACAAAGGCUUUGGACUGGGAGAUAGAUAUCAGUAGACUGUACGAAGGCUUAGAACCAAAAACUAACUACCGGCUUGUGUCAAUGGUUGGUUGUGGUGAAGAAGAAGCAGAACACGUUUGCAUAGUUUAUGAAAAGAACUGUUGGGUCAAUCUCAGACGUGAUGCUUUAACCGGAGAGGAUGUUGGUAACUGGAAGAGUGUGGUUAAAUUCUGUGGGGAGAAGAAGGUUCGGCCAGAGAUUCUGUUUUAUGAAGCUGCUGCCCGCUCGAUGUCCUAACUAACAAGUGACGGAAUUGUAUCAAUAUGGAGAAACCAGCUACAUGUUACAAUUCGAAAGAAGUUUUGUUCUCUGUUCUAUAAUAUGAUUUGUCUUGGAAACUACAUUUGUUCAUCUACACGUCUACAGUUGUUCAUGUACAUACAUAACAAGCAACAUGAGAGCCUUAUGCAUAACCAAAGACACAUCAAUCGAAAUAACCGCUUUUAACCGGCUCGGUUUGUUCGUUGGUUCA
Messenger RNA from Arabidopsis lyrata subsp. lyrata, 4053 nucleotides. RefSeq lists its product as uncharacterized. The record is from RefSeq and is a predicted model, not a curated record. NCBI's taxonomy places the organism in Eukaryota, Viridiplantae, Streptophyta, Magnoliopsida, Brassicales, Brassicaceae. Gene Ontology annotation, biological process: protein deubiquitination. Gene Ontology annotation, molecular function: cysteine-type deubiquitinase activity.